Molecule: messenger RNA, 851 nt
Organism: Microtus ochrogaster (prairie vole)
Lineage: Eukaryota; Metazoa; Chordata; Mammalia; Rodentia; Cricetidae
Gene: Morn2
Product: MORN repeat containing 2
Source: RefSeq, a predicted model, not a curated record
AUGGUCCUCGGAUGUGAUCACUGGAAUGGAGGCGGCAGGUGGGCCUGGCAACCCAGACCCCUCACGGCCCGCACACGCCACGUCAGGCCGUACCUGGCUCGUAGCGUCGCCGGCCGCGGCACUCAGGAGGCGGCACCCUGGGUCGGGGUCCGAGCUGGGCUCGGCCUCCCUUCUCGGACCUCACCCGCAGCAGCCGCCCCGCCCAAGCGCCUUCUGAUUGGCUCCUUGCGUGUCUGCUUCCGGCGCCCUGCUCGCUCGGAGGCUGCAGAGCUGGCGAGCCAGGGGGAAUCGCAGAGUCGCGACAGUCUGUCUGAAACGUCUCCGUCAACAUCUUCAGAAGUAUAUAAGAUCAAGUUUAUAUUUCCAAAUGGCGACAAGUAUGAUGGUGACUGUACGAGGACAUCUUCUGGGAUCUACGAGAGAAACGGAACAGGCAUCCACACCACUCCUGACGGGAUUGUCUACACGGGAAGCUGGAAAGAUGACAAGAUGAAUGGCUUUGGGAGACUCGAGCAUUUUUCAGGAGCCGUGUAUGAAGGACAAUUUAAGAACAAUAUGUUUCACGGUCUGGGGACUUACACAUUCCCAACUGGGGCAAAGUACACUGGAAAUUUCAAUGAAAACAGGGUAGAAGGUGAGGGCGAGUACACGGACAUCCAAGGCCUUCAGUGGAGUGGCAACUUCCACUUCACAGCUGCUCCUGGACUGAGACUGAAGCUCUACAUGUAGACAUGUUGACUGGGCUAGUGCCGAGAUGCGGCCACAGCAACUCCCUUGUAGGCAAAGCAGCUAGUCACCUGAAAUUACCUGCACCCCACUGUAAGUUUACCAAUAAAACCGUUACUCACUUA